This is a messenger RNA of Styela clava, 2019 nucleotides long. RefSeq lists its product as uncharacterized. The record is from RefSeq and is a predicted model, not a curated record. Lineage: Eukaryota; Metazoa; Chordata; Ascidiacea; Stolidobranchia; Styelidae.
AUGUACAUUUUGUGUCCAAUAAUAUCAUCUAAUUUUGAGUAAGCCUGAACCGUGAGGGACGUUUGACAACAAACUUUUAUUAGUUGCUUUACCCGCAUACUUGCAAUUUUUUGUACUAGCUUGCUGAAAAUAUUCUAAUGCUAGGUUGUAUCUAUAAUCUGGUUCCAUUACAUUUGAACCAACGUACAUUUGAACCCAUGACAAUUGCACCUGCAUACUAUCGCACUUAUGAAUUUUUUUUGUUUUACGGAUAUUUGAACCCAUACUCACCCUAACCCAUGGGUUUUAGCACCCGCAUAUAGAUUGAACCCGCGGAUAUACGCAUGGGUUCAAAUGUACGUGGGUUCAAAUGUACGGUCACCCUAUAUUCUAUCUAUUGUAUCUGAGCGGUUGUACUCGGAAUAUUUCAUUUGAAGAUUUUGCCCUUCCAGCCAAAACAAAACUUGUCACGCACCAGACUAUUCCAUCAUUGCUUUGUGUUUACCCACGUAAUGUUUUCCAACAGAGAGUACGAGAGACAAAAUAUAUUGAUAUAACGUUGUAGCAAAAGCAUUUAGGCUUAAAGUGCAGAUGCAUGCGAAGAGAAUUCAAACUAGAAGGAAGAAUAUAUAUUGUAAGGCGAAAGAAUAAGAAAAUGAACCGAACAAAUGGAAUUCAUAUUGCUUUUGGCAUAGUAUAUCUGGCAACCCUGGUAAUAGCUGAGCAAUGCCAAAUUCCCACACCAAUAGAAGAUAUAGAUGUUGAUAAGUUUCCAAAAACGUGGUACCAAGGUCUUCAUACAAACGAUCCAGUAAUGUCUGAAGAUGUCCUAUGUUCGAAAUUACAAAACUUCACCAAGACGAAAGAAGGUUGGAAAAUGGUGAUAACGGAAUACCAUAAGAAUUCUCCGCCUCGUGUUUUUCCAUCACGACACAUAAGACAGCGCAAAGGAGUUUACACUAUAGACAAAAAAGAUGAUCUUGGAACAAUCACUUCUCAAACUUUAAGUUCCGAUGGAGGAUUUAAUGAAGCCGCUGCAGCAAUAGAUGAUGCGCUUCUCAGUAGAGAACUUCUUGAACUGAGCGAUUAUAAAAACUACUUUAUCACAGCUUUUUGCAGUUUAACAGGUGAAUGGAUUGUUUGGGCUCAUUUUCCAACACCAAAUCCCGAUGUUCGUCAAGUCAGUAAAAUGUGGAAUACUCUGAUUGAUUACCGAAUCGCAGUCAAAUUGUAUCCCUGCAAGAAAAUCAAUUGGAAAUAACACGUUUUAAAAACGAUCUUGCCAAAAACUACGAACAAAUAAUGCUACUCAAUAUUGAUUUCUCCAUAUUCUAGAGCUAAUUCAGCAUUUGUGUAUUGUGGCCAUUUUCACAACACAACGCAAGUACCUCUUAGUCGGUGUGGCAAAGCCAUUUUUGCAUAUGUUAUUCCUAACCCCAACUGACCACGUGAUCAAAAAAUUACGUCCCUAUGACGACACAGUAACGUAAUAAGGCCCUCCAAACUAGACUAACUGUCAUCCAAGACGCGCAGACGAUCACCCGAAAUUGAGCAAGCCAUUUCUCUCGUUUUCUCGUCGUGACGAUCUCGAUAUGAGAGAGAUCGCUGGCGUUAGUGAGUUCGUUAUCGUUGGCGAAAAUGCCACUUCGGGCGAUUGUAGCUAUACUUUGGCAAGCUCUUCGACGUGAUUGUGAGUUCGUAGUGACGUAAUCGGAUGACGGAGCAAGGUGGGGGUUAGGAAUAACAUAUGCAAAAAUGAUUGUGACACGGCGAAGAGAGGUAUUUACGCCGUUUAGUGAACAUGCGCCAUAUAUUGUAAUAUUAUUCAGUAAUAUAUUCCAUAAUAAAACAGUAAUAAAGUCUUCCUAAUUAAACAGCUUAAUUAAAUACAUGUUUGAAAACUUUUUCCCGAAUGAAGCGUAGCUGCAGAUAUGGCCAGAUAAUUACUAUAAAGUACAUUGAAGGAACGAAAUACGAUGUGUUCGACAAUUCCUCUCGAUGUUUUUGCCAUUUUCUGAUCGCAUCAAUAACAGAGCGUUA